UAGUCUGGUCCAAAAAAUAACAGUUUCGGAAACAUGGAGAGAAGAUCCACCUGCCCAUUUCAACUGGAAGAUCUCUGGCUUUUCGCGACUCCUGUUAGAUCUUGAUAUAGAGGAGCAUUACUCUGGUUUCUUUAUGGUUGGUGGCUACAAAUGGAGACUGUGCUUGUAUCCAAAGGGUGUUGAGAAUCAAAAUGGGGAAGGUCACAUCUCUCUCUACUUGGAGAUGAAGAAACCAACAUCUUCAACCGGUUGGGAAGUUUAUGCAAACUUCAAGUUAUUCAUUUUCGACCAGAACAACGGCUAUUAUCGUGCCCUCGAAGAACCUAACCGGCAGAGACUAUUUCAUGCAAUGAAGCACAAAUGGGGUUUCGGCCAAUUCAUGUCCUUGGCUAGUCUGAAAGAACCUUCAAAUGGUUUCCUUGUCAAGGGGACGUGUGUAUUUGGAGCGGAGGUAGUAAUCCACAAAGAAAGAAUAGCUCCCUUCACAGAAUGUCUACAAGUACUGCACCAGAAAGAAUAUGGAGAAUCGACAAUACUAAUUAGAGUUGCUUCAGAUGCGAGUGGAAACUCUAUUUCUGGCUCAACAUUUUUUGUGGGUGGUUAUCAAUGGCGAAUGAUGGUCCAAGCUAAAGGAAUUACCGCUGGCAAAGGUGGUUACCUCUCUGUAUUUCUAGAAUUGUGUGAUGCUUCCUCUUUACCGUUAGAUCGGAAGGUGUAUACAAGCUACAUACUACGGGUGGUGGAUCAGAAGGCAUCAGGCAAUGACAUAGAUCAUAGAGCCAUAGAACAAUUCUCUGCAGAAUCUGGUAAAUGGGGUAAUGAUACUUUUAUACCACUCUCCAAACUCAAGGACCCAACAAAAGGUUUCUUAGUCGAUGAUAUGUGCAAACUCAAAGCUGAAGUUGCUGUCCUUGGCUUAGUUGAAGAGUAAUGGAUCGAGGUUGUGUGAUUUAUAUGAUUUGUAAAUAGUUUAAUUGUAAAUCCA
Messenger RNA from Telopea speciosissima, 985 nucleotides. Its product is annotated as protein RESTRICTED TEV MOVEMENT 3-like. Lineage: Eukaryota; Viridiplantae; Streptophyta; Magnoliopsida; Proteales; Proteaceae. Bases 134 to 931 code for a protein of 265 amino acids. The transcript has 7 exons. Gene Ontology annotation, molecular function: protein binding. The record is from RefSeq and is a predicted model, not a curated record.